GGCGAGAGAGCCGCCAGUCUCUCCACUCUGUCGCUGUAGUAACGUCUGGGAAGCGGAGACACCGAGCAGCAGGUCACCUCAGCAGCCCAGGCGGACGGAUAAUAAAAACUAAACCAACUGGAGAACACGGCGCGUGCUCCGUGAAACACCGCCGGAUAGAUAUUUUUAUAAACUUGACGUCGUUUGGAAGUAACACUGACACCGGAGCGGGAUAGUGUGGACAGCUGGACACCGAGCAGGAGCACAAAAAUAACUUUUUAUCCUCUUUUUGUCGUCGUCGAGGAAAUAUCUUCACUGUCUGGGUCGCGUGCGCAACAGUGGACCAAGUACAAGUCGAUUUAAGUUGUGCUGUUGUUUGUAUUUGUGCCCGUGGAGCUGGUGACGGUGAGGCGGACACCAGAGAAGCGGCGGCUCGGCAGCCACCUGACCUCCUGGAAAAUAAGACCGCAGCUAAUGACACGCAGGCUGAGAGCCUUACGUGGCUCAUUACUAAGCUCUCUGCCUCUCUCCACGAGGUUGUUGCACGUCCAAGUCUUGACGCACCCUUCCACACGUGAAGUUUGCAGAAUCCAAUUACUGAUAGCCUAUCUGAAUUAUGGUAAGUGCUAAUUAAUUUGUGUCAGCUGUGAAAUUGAAUUAGUUGGGACUUAAUUGCCCGUUGAAGUUGCCCCCUUUCAUCGCUCUAUCCAGUAAUAAGCGAGUGAUCUGUCAGCGCCAGACAGCAUGGAUAUAACCGGAGUGCACGUCCUCCAGCAGCGGUCGUGAUGCCAAGCGCCGGUCUGAUCCCGCGCCGCCAGCCCGUAAUGCCUGCACUCUAACCCGCACCAGUGUGGCGCCGUGUCCCUGUCGCACCGCCAGGAUGAGCAGCACCGACCUGGAGCGCAUGUCGCUCAGCUCCUCGGCAAACUCGGUGGCCUCCAGCGCGCGGACGUUGUCGGCCAACGUGAGGAAGCUGCACAACGCGCUCAACCUCCUGCUCAACGACUUCGAGAGGGAGCAGUUCAUCCACUGCCUCAAUGUGUACCACUCCAAACGCAACGUGUACGACCUGGUCCAGACCCUCAACGUGAUCCUCAACGCGCCCAGCAAGCGGCAACUUCUGCCCAUGCUGCGCCUGGUCAUCCCCCGCUCUGACCAGCUCCUCUUCGAGCAGUACACCUCAGAGGGCCUCUACUUAAAAUCGGAUUUAGUUGCAAGCAACGGCAACGCCGACCCCCCGCCGGGCGACUUCCCCAGCGCCAGCCCUACUCCCCCCGGGCAUUUCUCUCCAAACAACCCACCCGAGUUCCAGGUGGCGUUGCGCGGCUCGCCGGACAGCUUCAGCACCAGCAGCGAUGGGACAGCUCCCCUCGUGCCGCUGCUCGGGAGGAACUUUGUCCACGAGCCGCCGGGUGAGAUCCGGCAGGUCACCAUGAAGCGACACAAGAGCAACGAGGGCCUGGGCUUCAGCAUCCGCGGCGGCUCGGAGCACGGGGUGGGCAUCUACGUGUCUCUGGUAGAGCCGGGGAGCCUGGCGGAGAAGGAGGGUCUCCGCAUCGGCGACCAGAUCAUGAAAGUCAACGACAAAGUCUUCGACAAAGUCACACAUGCUGAAGCAGUGAAGGUGCUGAAGGGCAGUAAAAAACUCUGCCUUUCUGUGCGUUCAGUCGGGCGGAUUCCAGGCGGCUACGUCACAAACCAUGUUUAUACCUGGGUUGACCCCCAGGGUCGCAGCGUUUCCCCUCCUCCUGACCUGCCUGAGCAUCGGAGCGCCACCCUGAGAAGAACUGACAGCCAGCGACGCAGCAACAUGCAGCUAUUGCAGGAGGGAGACGAAAAGAAGGUCAACUUGGUGUUGGAUGACGGCCGGUCUCUGGGUCUCAUGAUCCGGGGCGGAGCAGAAUAUGCUCUAGGUAUUUACAUCACUGGAGUGGACCAGGGAUCAGCAGCAGAGUGUGGAGGACUCAAGGUCGGCGACCAGAUCUUGGAGGUGAAUGGCCGCAGCUUUCUGAGCAUCCCGCAUGACGAAGCCGUCAGGGUCCUGAAGUCGUCGCGGCACCUCAUGAUGACAGUGAAAGACGUGGGGCGCCUGCCGCACGCCAGGACAGUGGUGGGUGAGACCAAGUGGAUCGCCAGCUCGCAGAUUGGAGAGAGCUCCGCCAACAGCAGCGUGGCAGGCUUCUCAGUGGACAAAGGAGCCUCCGCAGCAGGAAAGCCUGGGUUUUAUAAAGGCGUGGCGGGCUCACAGGUGACCCUCUCCAGCCUGGUGAACCAGUCGCGGGCCAUGCUGGAGGAGCAGGCGCGCCACUUGCUGACGGAGGCGGAGCGGCAGACCAUGGGCUACUACGUGGAGGAGUACCGAGAAGGACACAUUGGAGUGGAGCAGCUCGUCGUGGCGCUGUUCGAGCUGCUCAACACGCACGCAAAGUUCUCUCUGCUGUCAGAGGUGCGAGGCCUGGUCACCCCACAGGACCUGGAGCACUUUGACGGGCUGGUGCUGAGACGUGAGAUCCAGGCUCUGAAGGCGCGACAGGGGACAGCUGGAGCGACGGCACUCCAACCAGACUCCCUGUCUAUGGUGUCAUACCCAGACACCUUGACCUCGUCGUCAGCCAGCUUCAUGACGAACACCACCCUCAGCUCUGCACGGGAAAGGCUGCUCUGGCUGAUAGAUAUGAUGGAGAAUGACAGCGUGGUGGAAAGUAAUGAAGAGGAUCCUCCGGAGAGUCUGAACACGCUGCUGACCGACAUCUCUCUGGACGACGUACAAUCCAACACAGCUGAGUCUCCCCCCUCCUUCAAGCCUCCGCCCCCACCUGGGGUGCAGAGGCGCCCAACUAGACGAGAUCAGCUCAACAAAUGCCCCUCAUCCGAAUCCUCCCACUCAGGCUUGUACUUCACAGCCCCGGCCUCUCACAACCACAGCAAAGAGCCAGGACACGCCCCCGCCUCGCCCGCACUGCACCACAAAAGAGAACAUCCCAGGGACCCGUCUCGGGACUACGCAGUCAUCAAAAAAAGAGAUCCCUCGGUACCGUUCAAGAAAGAGCACAUAGCAGCUGCUCAGUUGUCCAUGGUCACACAGCACAACAUUGGCCCUUUCCCCAGAGUCCAGUCCCCCAGCAGAGGCACCAAACCUGCUGCCCCGUCCCCUUCACCUCCACCUCCACCUCCACUCCCUGCUCCUCCUCCUCCUCCCCCUUCUUUGCCCCUUAAGCCAGUGUCCAUGUCCAAAGCUUCCGGCUCCACUCCUGGCUCUAAACAACAGUUUGUUACAGUGGAGGUUCACAGGCCCAACGCAGAGCCUGACGUCAACGAGGUGCGGCCGCUGCCCCAAGCUCGAGGUGGUGCCCUGUCUCAGCUGUCAGACAGUGGCCAGACCCUCAGUGAAGACAGCGGGGUGGACAUAGCUGAGUCAGGACACGUCAGCAAAGACAGCAGUCCCCAUUCCUCACGCACUCGCCACACUCGAGAGACCCAGGGGGGCGGGGGGGACAACUCCUCCAAACCGCCGGGGCUGUUGGAACCCACCUCGACACUAGUGAGGGUGGCAAAAAGUGCCAGCACUCUGGGUAUUGCCAUUGAAGGAGGAGCCAACACUCGACAACCGCUGCCACGAAUUGUCACAAUACAGAGGGGUGGCUCAGCUCAUAACUGUGGCCUGCUGAAGGUGGGUCAGGUGAUCCUGGAGGUAAACGGGGUUUCCAUGAGGGGCCGCGAGCACAGGGACGCCGCACGCCUCAUUGCCGAGGCCUUCAAGACCAAAGAGAGGGACUACGUGGACUUCCUGGUGACCGACUUCAAUGUGGCGCUAUAGCUGAGUCGAAGAGGAGUGAGGACAAUGUGGGCGGCGCCAAGAGAAGAAGAGUUCAAGGACAACGUGAGAGGAAGACAUUUAAGCGUCUGUUGUUUUAAAUGGCACAACUCUUUUAGAUAGACAUAAACGAACCACCAUCUGAUCUCUGAGCCGCUCUUCUACAAAAAAAAACAACCCACCCUUUGAGUCUGGAUACAUGAUACUCAAAUUUACAAGGUAUUACUUCCGCCGUGGACUUCGUUCAGGAUCCUCCUCAACGUGUUACCUCCCCACUGUGAGACCUUAUGCACUAAAAAGGAAAGUAGUGAAACCCAAUUCAUUUUCUUUGUCCUCUCAGUGUUGAAACUUGUGGAGUUACAACCAUUUGAAUCCCACUGGACCUUCUCGUAGCACUCCCACGUCCCAUGGUCAGUUAAUUUAUUUUUCGCUUCUACCUGAGAGACAACUGCACACCUAAGACUGAUUCACGCUCGACUUUACAAGCUUGGAUUUGUAUAUGUAAAAAUGAACAAAUGUAGAUACAGAUGCGUAUAUACUGUACACAUAAAGAUACUCCUGUAUGAAUUAUAAAACCCGUAACCUAUGUUGCAUCAUCAACAUAUAGUGAUAUAUUUCAGAGAUGAUGAUAAUUCAGGCCAUUCUCGUGUUAUGGGAUUCUACACAUUUUACAGUGAUGCUACCGGCCUGUCUGCGUAUUACCACUCUUGAAUAAAUAAAAUCAUGUCAGGCAAGUAACAGCAGACAUUACAUGCUCAUAUUUGUUUGUCAGACAUCAGGCAAGGCAUGUGUAUGAUGUAAAUCUUCAUAUGGGCAGCACACAAAUGCAUUUCCUGUUUUCUUUUCUACUUCUCCAUGUGUAUCUGUUUUGUUUGAGACUAUGUCCACACUUAAAGCUCCAGUAGGCAACAUUGUUUUGGUAUAAUUGAGUAACAGUUUUAUAAUAUCCUCUAAGCAUAAUGUAUAUCAAGUGGUCUGAAACAAACAAUAGGUUUCUGCACCUCACCAUGGCUCUGUGUUCAGCCUCUAAAGAAUCAGUAUCGUGCUGAUGUGCAUCAACCAAUCGAAGGACAGCUCAGAACACUGCGUUCCUAUUGCCUGUUCUACUGCACAUGCACGUUCCCGUGCCGUCGGCAGAAGGGGAGAGCAAGUGGCAAUGGCGAACAGUGCACCAGGUAAAAUAGCUAUUCCAGCAUUGGCUACAACUGCCUACACGGCUAAACAACCCAAAAAAAGGAAGACAGAACUCGGUUCCCCGGAGCCCCGGAGGGAGGGGAAGGGUGAGGUGGGGCCGGGCCCGGCCGGAAGGUGCGAGGGUCGGCUGUGGUAGCGGAGCCGAGGGCUCUCCGUGGAGAGAGAGAGCCGAGCCUCGGGGGUAUGAGCGGGGCGGGCUGCUGCACGGAGAGGGAGAGCCGAGCCUCGGGUGUAUAUGUGCGGGGCCGCAAAGGAGGGAUGGGGCGGGCUGCUGCGCGGUGAGGGAGAGCAGAGGCUCCCAGAGAGGGAGAAAUAGAACCAAGUAGGAUAAAAUACUUGCGUGCUCGUCUGUUAGGAGGGGCUCAGGGCGGAGACGAAUGAAACCUAACUCAGAUGAAACUCAAAAAUCCACCGUUUUCAGGCUUUCUACCUACUGCAGCUUUAACCAGCUAAAUUUGAAAAUGCCUCUUCAAUUAUCACCUAUUCCAUUUUAAUUUUAGAAGAACUCACAAUUUGUUCUUAUUAACAUAUUCUUCUCUUGCUGUUUUCAGACACCUACAAAAGUUAAAAUAGUGCUAUGAUAGCAGAUCAGAAAUCCUACCUGAUGCCACCCUACUAGCUGCUCUUUGAGUCCCUCUCUCUAAGUAAGAAAUACACCAGAUGAGCAACAAAAUCAUGUCAUUUUAAGAAGUAAGUCAGUCAAUAAUUGGCUGUUCCCCAUCAUGCCAUGAGCAACUGCAAUCUAAUUUCAUGUUGCACACAUUGCAAGUAGUUUUUAACACAACAGCAGGACACAGUAAAAAGAGUUGGCUACCUUGGUGAGGUGUUGGAGGUGUUCAGCCAGUCUGCUGCAGCUCUUCAUCUAACAGCUCACUGAUGCUGCUUCUGACUGUUUCUGUUCUUCCCUGCAAUAGUUAGAACUGAUCUGCUUUUAAAAAUGCAGAAAAUUAUUAUUUUCUUGUUUUAGCUGUCAGUAAUAACCUCGCUGACAAAUAUAUCCUGUGACUACUUCAAAAUAAAAGCAGCAUUAUGGCCCUUUCAUAACUGGUAUUAUCAUGGCUCUCAAGUGAUCUGAUCUCAAGUGGACGACAGUAAAUAGAAUUGUAAAUGAAAAUCAAGAUGCAUUGUGAUCACACAAACUGAGAUGGUCUGGGCCACAUUCAAUCACGUAUCUUUUUUGUAGUGUAAACACUGAUGUGUCCUGAUGCGUCCCAUUCAACGACUACGUCAACAAUGUAGGACAUGGUAGUAACUUGCCCAUUUUGCGACGAGUUGGACGAAGUGUUGCGUGACCGUCCAGCCUUUUGCCCUGUAGACCUUUUUACUGUCAGUAAACAGUAUGAUGUUUUUUGGUGGGAGAGGCUUAGCUAGAGGCAAAACAAUUGUCCACAGACACUAGCUAGCAAGUUCUGUUAGCUUGUUUUAGACAAUGGAGGGAGAUUGAUGUGAGCGGUGUGUUCAGAAAUAUUCAUUUCGAGUGCCGGAGCGCACUCUGGCACAAACUGGACCGAUCCUAAAUUUGUUACGCUAUCAGAAUGUACUGUUCGGUUAUUCAGAGCACCGCACUCUCAGAAUGGCAGAGCACACUCUGAGCACUGUCUGAACAGCAGAGCACUGAGCGGAGUGAAUGUGUGAUUAACUUAACUGUUCAUUAAUUCAUGUAGAAAUAUAACGCUUUGUUUCUUCUACCAAAGGGCUCUCAUUUUAGUGUAGAGUGUUAGACUGAAUUUACGAAUGCACCAUGUCAGGUCACUCACUCUUCAGGACUGCGAGUGUUACUUGAAUGAGUAAUCACUGGCCAAUCCGUAUGCCCUCACUCAGUGGAUCGAUUAUGUCGCAGGAAGCUUUGUGGUUGAUUACUAUGCCAAUCUUACAAAGGAGGACGACACUUCAAUGGUCUCCUCCAGUUUGUUUUGCUAUCAAAGCUAACGUUAGCUAAUGCACUUAAAAGUUAGCAAAGAUAUCCGAUAUUCCUAUUAAUACCUCCCCAGUUUCAGAUGACGUGGACAUGAUAAUGCUUAAUACACAUAACAUUAUUCAUCCCUACAACAUUAAAUACUUUUUCCCUAACCUGAUAGGAAGUGUGGGCUGCACUUGUGAGCAUUUUUAGUGAACACCUCCGUCCAGUCCUUUCAUCUUAUCGCAUUUAACCAUAGUUGUCUUCAUUUAUGUUGACGGGCAGUGGCGGCUGGUAUGCGAUAGAAUUUAAGUUUUGAGCCAUGACUUCUUCUAUUCUGGCUCCCAAUAACACAGCAAGACCACAUUGUAAGACUUCUAUGUAGCCUACAGCCCUGUGGUAGUGAGUUGUGUUUUGCCUCCAGCUAACAAACUGACGUGGUUGUGACGUCAGCCUUAAAAGGGUCUAUGGAAGGACACCUGUUGAAUUCUGCUGACAGGGAUAUCUUCAGCUAUAGUGAUACAACUGCUUACUUGACACAGGCAGCAAGCGAAGAUAUGGAAGUAAUAACUCUGCGCAAGGCUCUUUGACCUUCUUGUGUAAGCGACUUAGGUAGUGACGAAAUCUGAACACAAAUGGUCAGCUGGAGACACAAAACAGACACAGGUGUGAACAGUGAUUUGUUUUGGCUGUCGAUCAGUGAAACACAUGUCAGUACCAGGUGUAAACAGGCUCUGUGUUUCACCAGCUGAAUGUGGGGGGACUGUGGGGGACUGAUAACUGGUGACUGUGAGCUGUCACUGUGGUAACUGGUAAACACUGAGGCUUAUAUAAAUUAGAUAAAUUAAAAACACCGGAUAACAUGCUGCAUCGUUUACUGUGAAUCCCACUGGGAAAGGCGGACCCGCCACUUAAGAUGAGAGCUACCACAUAGAGAGGUAAUUACAGAAAGUAAAUACAGUGAAUGGCUACUGCUGAAAGAGUGCCGGCCAUGAAUAGUAUUAACACCUGCAAUGUAGCCAAGUUUUCUGGUGCACACUAAAUCAUGAGGUUGUUGUGUUCAGAUUCAUUCACUCUACAAAGCAAGUUUGAAAAGCUCAGUUUUGGUGCAGCAAAAACACAACACAUUAUAUGCGUUUCCAGAUCUGGCCUGUGUAGUGUGGAGGUACACUCAGAGGGGAUAAAUUCCCUCAUUCUUUCCCCCUCACACUGCUCAGCUUUUUUCCUGCUGCUCUGAAUAACAAUUGAUGAUUUUAUUUUGUAAUUUCAUAGUUUUAAUUAUAUUCACCCUGGGGGGCUUGCUGAAGCCACGCUCAGUGCAGCAAUUACGCCCAAGAGGGGAGUAAUGAGACAUUUAGAGGACGACACUGCCAAAGAUUUGAGGAACACUCCUUCCACACAUGUUCACACAUGGAGCUGAUUUGCAUGCACGCACACACUCCAUCCACUUAUAGAAAAGCAAUUAGGAGAUAAGCAAUCAGGUGGAGUGAGGGAUGGAGCGAGGAAGAGAGGAAGAGGGAGAAUGAGGAUGAGGGAGCGACAAAAGUAACAAAUGAGACGUGAUUGUUGUUGUGAUGAUUUGCUUCCUCUCAGGAAGAGUGCAAGUAUGAAGAGGAUGUACAGCAAACAUCCUCUGUGUGUCACUCCAGAGACUCGCAGUAGGCUGUAGGUAGAAAUAUGAGGUAAUUGGAGUAAUUAAUCUAAGUGUGCAUGGAUGUGUGUUGUGUAUAGGUUUAAUGUGAAUGUUGUGUGUCUGUCUGAAGUUAAUGAAUGAAAGGAGAAUAAAAAUCAGCUCGAAACAAGGAGACGGCAAAUAAAGACAAAUGUAAAUGUCAUCAAGGGAGCUGCUGUAUCAGAGCAGUAUGAGGAAGUGAAGCGGUAGUGUGGUAGUCAGGGCUUUUUGAAGAAUGCCAACAGAGCAGCUCUGUGAGAAAUUGCUAUCAAACACUCCUGAAUCACUCUGGUGACAGCUAAGAGAAAAGAACAACACAUCCAUGCUUUGUUUUGACACCAUGUCUGAGCUGUCUAUCUUUAAAAUGUCAGCCUUUAAUGAGUAAAAAACAAAUGUUAGGAAGGGUUUUUUUAAAGGUCACACCCACAUCCUGUACCCGUAAUGCCCAAUUAUGAUGCCAAAAUGUAUUUUUGGACAGAAUCUAUCAUUUCUUAACAGGCGAAAAUCUGAUGAAACCUUGUAGUCCGUUUAUCACGUUGCUCAUUUUACAAGUGAGAAGUAAGAACCAUUUUUUUUAAAGCUGCAAGAUUUUAUUUUGGCCACCAAAUGGCACAGCUCUGAUAUAAUUUUAAAAAUCUGGCUCUUUCACUGCUACGUUGGUUGCUGAUUUUGUCCACGUUCGUUUCAUUUUAGGAAGGUAGUGUAUAUAACAUUGAUGAGGCGGUUGAUGCAAAUUGAUGCCAACGCACGUUCUUGUGCGGUCAAAAUGUUUCAAAUUGAGCAAAAAUGUAUGCAUAUCCCCAGGCUUUAUGAAACUAUGAUGUAAACAUGUGGUCAAGUGAGGAAAAAGAUUAGAGACUGGAGGGAUAUGAUAGAAAGAACCAGAGUUUCUGGUGAGAUCGGUCAGAGGCUGAACUGAAUACCAACACAUAAUACCGCACACAGUCUCUGCAUUUGUUGCUUGCUAGCUUACAGCUCAUGUACAGUGGGUACAGUGACUGUUAGGGGCAAAUUAAUGGUCAAGUGGUCAAGUAAAGUGAAGUGAAAUUAAAGUAAAUGUGCUGUAAAACUGGAACACUAAGCUAAAAGAAGCUUAAAAAACUCUGAUUAUUGCAGCUUUGCUAAUAGCAGUAAACCUCUCUCUGUGUUAUAAUCAAAGCUUCUCUGUUCUUUGUGGUGGUAGCUGGUCCAGCUUUGUGUGUAUACUAGUGCAUGUGACUGUGAUCCACGGGCUAGCUAAUCACUGCAUCUCUGCACUGUGCUCAUAUGGCGUAUAUGGCGUUUACAAAAUCGUCUUGACUCGCAGUGGCAGGACGGUGUUGUGGCAGGAGUGUAGCACCCUGCCUGUGAUUCCACCUUCAGAUUAACAACGUUAGCUCUGUCAACACUGUUGCCAUUGUUAGCACUGUUAGCUGCUAGCCAGCUCAGGGGUCCAUGUCAUUGGUCCGACAUCCCAUUAGUCUGACGUCCCGUUGUUCCGAUAUGUGAUUAUACUAGGCUAUACUGUAUUUGUGUACCAUAGAGGAUCAGCAAACGCAACAAAAGUAGGCUACUGGUCAAGAUACAAGUGUCAUAGAGAGAAGAGAGUGAAACACCAUAACCUCCUGUUGUUAACUCUGGGGUCUGGGUUGUGUGGGGAGCUCUCCGCGGUGCUGAAUGGCUCCCGGCGGGCAAAUUUCUGCCUUGAUAGUGCGCGGCAACCGGCUCUGGGUCAGCUGGGAAAGGCUUGAGGCGAAGCAGGCUCAUGGCUUAUGUGUUUGCCACUUUCUUUUUCAUUUUGACCCACACCAUGAUCUUUUCCUGACCCUAACCAAGUGGUUUUUGUGCCUAAACCUAACCAGACCUUAACCACAGGGCAUCGUGAUGAUUUCGGAACAACGGGACUUCGGAACAGUGGGUUUAAUAUGGUCGGACCAAUGGGCAGACCCCCAGCUCAGCCAGUUCCGUGUUGAGAAGCGUGAGCAGACAAUCCUCAGAUUCUGAGUCAUAGAUAUGCUCCACAAGUUCCUCUAAAACCAGGGUGAAACACAAUGUUUGAAACCCUGUUUCACUUUUGAGCUGGUCAGAAGUUUGCUAGUGAUGUCACAGGGUCCUCAUUAUUUCAGCAGGGUAAGAAGUGAAGGCACUAGAGUCAGAUUUUAAGGGGGUGUUGAUGUAAAUUACUCAGUAAAGUUGAUAUAAGCCUGCCAAAAUACAGUUUCAAUGCAUCCCUAACAACUAUCCAAAUGUAAAAACUUACACAAACAGGAGAAAUAGAUUCCUCCAUUCAUAUAAAAAUAUGUAAAAUUAAGCUAAUAUGAGUUUCUUGGUAAUGUCCACUUCAGUGUUGAUUUUACACAUCUAGCAGAAUUUGAAUUUUGUUGUAAGGUAGACACUAAAAUAUCCAAAAAAUUACAGUUAUUUCAAAGCAUCUUUUCCAGUCGACAUCCUCUCACUUUCACGUGCACUUUAUUUCAAAUGUGUCAGGUACAGGAUCAGGAAACAUGCACAUAUUGUAUCUAUAUUAAAGAACCGCGUAAACUUUUAUCACAGGAAAAAUGUGUAUGUUUUAAAGUGGCUGCCUCUAAAACCAGUUUCAUGAAUGUUUAACUUUCCCUCUGCCUCACAGAACGAGAAGUAACAAGACAGUCAACAUGAAAGUAGUGACAUGAAACAGCUGGAGAAGUGACUCAAGAUAAAAUAAAUCCAGUGUGAGACAAGAGAAGGACAACCCACACCUCUAAAUCAUUCCAACAUUUCAUCAGCUGAGGCUUUAACAGUAACAGAAAUCCUGUUGUAGAAUUUAUGGAACAUUUUGUAGGGUAUGUUGUCCGUUAAUAAGUCAACUGGCUUGAUAAAAAGCUUCUGUAUUAAACUCUGGCAUCAGUUUAUAUCUGAGGGAAACAUGGAAAUGCUCUCAUUUAUAUACAAACAAUGUCUGAAAAACACUCGCUGCAGCCACUAACAAGCUUAAAAUUCAGGAAGCAUCAUCAGCUGUGUGCAUGUGUGUGAGAGGGAAUGAGCUAGAUAAGAAGACAGAGACAUUCAGACAGACGAGAGCUGGAGUGCGUCCUCAGUGGAAUUACUCUCCGUUAAACAAUCUAAUCUUGAGGGAAUCGCAGCUGUUCAUAUGAGCGCUUUUGUUUUCCGAGCUGAGCAUUUGAACAACACAUAUGACACUUUCAGAGAGAGGAGAGGAGACAAGGAAAGAGGAGAGGAGGAGGAGGAAGUAGAGUAUGUCCAUUGUCAAACACUGCAGAUGGAAAAUAAAAUCUGUCCAGUGCAAACCACACGCUUUAUCUCGAAAAUAAUUUGAUUUAGAUUUAUUUUAAAGGUGUUUUAAAUAAACAGAAUGAUUUGGUUUAAGGAAUUCAUUUUCUAAAAGUCUCAGUAAUCUCCUGAAACAGCUGGGCACUGUAGUUUUUAGCAAACCUCACUUACUUAAGAGUAAAUUGUGCAUUUGUCGGGGACUAUUUUCAGUCGCAGAAUGAUACACAUUUGGUGCUCUAGGGGGUAUUCCCUGCAGCAGGACAAUGUAUAUGGGAUCGGCUGAAUCCAGAUGUCCAGACUUCAUGGCACUUGCAGACUUUGCGGGCGUGUUCCCAGUAAGUCUGAGAGUGCUGAGGGUUGUCAAAAUCCACAGUUCCUCCAGUCCACAAGGGGCCUCAAGCGCACUUCCUGCAAACUUCCAUAGAGUCCGCUUGGGGUGCAGACUUCACUGAUUUAAUUACCCAUAAUUCAUUGCAAUACGGACAUCGUGGUAGUGUUUUUUUUUUUU
This is a messenger RNA of Epinephelus fuscoguttatus (brown-marbled grouper), 12313 nucleotides long. It is a transcript of the gene whrna, whose product is annotated as whirlin a. Gene Ontology annotation, molecular function: protein binding. Bases 860 to 3796 code for a protein of 978 amino acids. The record is from RefSeq and is a predicted model, not a curated record. Gene Ontology annotation, biological process: sensory perception of sound; auditory receptor cell stereocilium organization. The transcript is spliced from 13 exons. Gene Ontology annotation, cellular component: plasma membrane; cilium; stereocilium tip. NCBI's taxonomy places the organism in Eukaryota, Metazoa, Chordata, Actinopteri, Perciformes, Serranidae.